Messenger RNA from Annulohypoxylon truncatum, 2957 nucleotides. Its product is annotated as MFS general substrate transporter. Bases 649 to 2445 code for a protein of 598 amino acids. Lineage: Eukaryota; Fungi; Ascomycota; Sordariomycetes; Xylariales; Hypoxylaceae. Gene Ontology annotation, cellular component: membrane. The transcript is spliced from 3 exons. Gene Ontology annotation, biological process: transmembrane transport. The record is from RefSeq and is a predicted model, not a curated record. Gene Ontology annotation, molecular function: transmembrane transporter activity.
GCUACCGCCCUACGCGACGACGUACUACCUACGUAACUGACGGGCCGGUCAAAGAAAACUUCGGCUGGGAUCGUUGAAAGAAAAAGCGCGAAAAACUCCGAGGCUAGUCGCACUUAUUCGGCGUUCCGACCCCAAAUCCGUCGAUAAGCCGUUGAUGUAUGUCUCUGACUAAAGGCUUUAGGUAGGUACACAUGUAAUUUAUGCAAAAUCAAACUAGAAGAGCACUAGAGAGACCCAUUGAGAUCCGGUACCUCAUGUUAUUUAACUCUUAUUUGACAAGCCACCACAAGCCUGGCGGAUCGGUACCCGUAAAUACCCUUGCUAGGAAAGCCCCUGGAACGGGUCGGGAGAAGUAAGCUUAUCUUCCUUCUCGAACUGCCCUUUAUUAAUCCUUACAAAUGCUUCAGGCCCGUUCAGUUGUGAAGGUACGUAUUUAUGGUCCAAGAUUAUGUGAUCUCUUUGCCAUCUGAUGAGGGUGGGAUGGCCCCGUCAAUUUAGUCCCUUGAGGCUCUAGAAUUCUUGUCGAGUUCUUAUUCUCACAUCGAGACUUGCGGCGUAGAUUCCUUCCUACCCAGCCGAUCUAUCUGCUUUCUUGAUUCUUCCGCCGUUUUCGAGCGCCAGGGUCGCUGAUCGCUAUAUUGAACGAAUAUGGGCGUCGACGAUGAGCACCAGGCCGUGCCCGGCGAUGGUAUCGUAAGCUCAGGGGCUUCCAGCGUCACUGAGGUUCCCCUGAGAAGUCAUGGCAGCUUCUGGACGGAGGGAUCACCGGACUCGCCGGGUGUGCCGCCGUUAUCUGCCGGCUCCUUGAUAAUGAGUGCCGGGACGCGGACGCCUAUGCGAGAUGACACGUGGACAAGUAGCGACGAGAAGGACGGUGCUGAGGGUAUCGAAGGGGAGAGUGAAGAGAACGAGGAGAACGAGGAGAGCGAGGAGAAUGGGAGACGUAUUAAGGGUCGGAGCCUGACUAGAUCCGAUACUAACAUAUCCAUCGCCGAAACGCUUCCCUUUUCCCAAGAAGCUCUUUUCGUUAUGGUCAUCUGCUCAGCGCAGCUUUUUACGCAGGCUGGCCUCGGUCAAGUGAUAAGUAUUAUCCAGACGAUCGGCAAUAGUUUCGGCAUCACGAAUCCCGGAGAGCUGAGCUGGUUCAUAGCCGGAUACAGCUUGACUAUAGGAACGUUCAUAUUAUUCUCGGGGAGGCUUGGAGACUUGUAUGGUCAUAAGACCAUGUUCCUGAUCGGCAUGGGUUGGUAUUCCAUCUGGAGCGUCAUCUGCGGGCUUGCCAUCUACUCGAAUCACGUCCUCUUUAUCUUCGCCCGUGUCUUCCAAGGAAUCGGUCCCGCUAUCAUCCUCCCGAACGGAUUGGCCAUUUUCGGUGUUACCUACGCUCCCGGACGACGGAAGGAGAUGGUCUUCGCGCUCUUCGGCGCUAUGGCCCCGAUAGGAUCUGUCCUCGGCUCGCUAUUUGCCAGUAUAUUUGCCCUAGCUUGGUGGCCUUGGGCCUUCUGGGCAUUUGGUAUUGUCCUCGCCGCGACCUUGGUCAUAGGAUACUACGCCAUCCCGGAAGCUUCGAAUGCGCACCACCACGAGAAACCGAAAGGCUUACAGGACACGCUACAGCAGCUCGACAUGGUAGGAACAGUUAUCGGCGUGGCUGGUCUCGUCUUGGUCAACUUCGCGUGGAAUCAGGCCCCUAUUGUGGGCUGGCCUGAACCUUAUGUCUACGUGACACUGAUCCUCGGGUUGCUGCUCCUGGGCACGUUCUUCGUGUACGAGUUGAAUUAUGCGCAAAACCCCUUGAUCCCUUUCCACGCACUCUCUUUCGAUGUAUCGUUCGUCUUGGGUGCCAUAGUGUGUGGUUGGUCUUGUUUCGGGAUCUGGUUCUUCUACACUUGGCAGUUCCAGCUCAACCUUCGACACGAUCCCCCCCUAUUAGCGACAGCCAAGUUUGCUCCAGCAGCUCUCUCGGGAUUGUGCGCGGCGCUCUUCACCGGCUACUCGUUGCAUCGUCUGCGGCCGCCGGUAGUCAUGACCAUGGCCCUCGUUUUCUUCACGAUAGGCAUAACCAUCAUCGCUACUUGCCCCGUCGAGCAAAUCUAUUGGGCCCAGCUUUUCGUCUCAAUUGUCGUUAUGCCUUGGGGUAUGGAUAUGAGCUUUCCGGCAGCAACGCUUAUUCUGUCCGACGCCGUGCACCGAAAGCACCAGGGAAUCGCCGCGAGCUUGGUCAACACGGUGGUAAAUUACAGCAUCUCGCUGGGCUUAGGUUUCGCCGGAACAGUCGAGACGCAGGUCAACAAUGGAGGAGGUAAUCCAGCUGAUGUACUCAAAGGUUACCGGGGGGCGUUCUAUAUGGGCAUUGGUCUUGCAGGACUAGGUGUGGCUGUAUGCCUUGCUUUUAUCGCUAAAAGCAGGAAGCACAAGAAGGCUAGCAGUCAAGAAGAGGCCUGAAAGUCUUUUCUGGUCGCAGCAACAUUGCUCUAGGCUCUAGGUCUUAUAUUUCGGCUUAAAUGUCUUACCGGUCCUUGAUGGGACGUUCGAAUCCUACAAGAUGCCGGUUGUCAACCAUGCCUUAGCGAGGGCCGCGUCAUCCUUGCUUGUCCGAGCACACGAUGUCAGUGGCCGAAACAAGGAUAGACAAGCAAAGAGCAAGUCUAGGUUCAGUAUGAGUAAUGGAUUUUGAAAAGGGAAACUUGCAUUUGGGAUGAUACCACACUUUUCAUUUAGCGGUGUGUUCGUCUAUGGCAUAGAGACGAGAACAUUGAAUUACUGCAGGCUGCGGGGUACAUGGGCGGGAGGAUCAAUCAUUCGAGUCGAGGGAUAGAUUAGAGCGGGCAUUCGUUCAUCUGUAUGUAUUAUGGUUUUGUAUAAUACUCUUUCAGGCCGAAUUAGGAAAUGAUUCUAAAGAUCAGGUAAAUAAAGAUCAGGUAAAUAAAGAUCAGGUAAAUAAAGAUCAGGUAAAU